GUCCUAACACGAGGCAUAAUCAUCACAUCACAGGCUUCCUCGCAAUCCAACUUACCCGUAUUCCUAACUCCAUACCCCACCUCAUUUACUACCUUUCAUCAACUCAAUCCGUCAAUAUUCAUAACCCCUCCUCUCAUGGCAACACUAUUCCAAACUCCCACCGAAUCUUCAACGCCCGCAGAUUUCGAACCUGACGAACAAUGGAAGUCUCGUCUCAAACUCGACAUCGAGAACAACUUACGUUCAAUGGUCGACGAAGCUAAACAGAACCUUCACGACACUCUCAAGAAAGCCCCAGUCUCCGCUGCAGAGCGUGAGCGAUUGGGAGACGAACACCUCGCUACUAUGAAGAACAUACGUAAUCUUGCCGAGGAGCAAUUUCGCAUCGCACUAGAACGUGAGCGCCAAGAACGCCGCUGGAUUGCCGGUCAGACCUUAGAUCAGGGUUGGUCCGAGAGUAUCAUAGAGGAGCAAAAGAUGAUUCUCAAAAGGAUUGAAAGAGAGCGCAAAGAUAAAGAUAAAGAUAAAGCUCCUCGUCCUUCUUCAUCAUCUUCAUCCUCUUUCCAUCCUAUCCCAGGCGCUUCAGAUUCUCGUUCACCCGAACGUGCUAUACGCACUCCCCACGAGAACACGGAGUUUGAGCACGAGGCAGAUUACUUCCCUACCGAGGAUGACCACGUACCACCUCGCGAUACCGGCAAGGCUCGUGCCGGGUCCGUCAGCAGCGUAGUAGGAUCAUACAAGCCACCUCCCACGUUGGAUACAACAGACAGAGCUUUCGAGCGCCCAAAGCCUUCACCCAUCAUCGACGAAUCAGACGACAUGCCUAGAGCCCCUCGUUCAGCUACCGAUGCCCAAGACAUCAGACGCGGAAGCCUCCGCCGCAAAGUCAGCCUUUCAACCAGACAAAUCCCAGAAUUUUGGAUGCCGUCCAUCACGCCUGAAGAAGACGCCCAGAUGUCUCGUACGUUCAGUAUGGCGCGUCGUGGGAGCAUUGCGAGCAAUACUUCUUCGUAUCGGGCACCAUCUGUCCUCAAUAUCCCGUUUUCUGCCGAACCGCAUGAUAUACCUACGAGUGCCUUGGACAGGGAGAGAGAUCGCAUUUCGCUCGUGGAUCAGGAGUGGAGUGGGAUUGAUAGAGCGAGGGAUAGAGAGAGGACAUCGUCGUAUGCUUAUGCUGAAGCUAGGACUGGCAUAUUGUCUCAGCGGAUGGACGAGCGGUAUCAACCGCCGCCGAUACCCAGUGCAAGCUCUACAAUCGCCGCAGUCUAUUCUCGUUCCUCGGAUAGCCCCAUCAACACAGUUUCUGUCGGAUAUUCUCGCCCCUCGGAUAGCCCAAGCAGCACAGUCCCCAUCGGGUAUACACGUUCCACAGACAGCAGCCGUCCACACGCGCCCCCACCUAGCGCCAGCAGGCCCAUUGCCACCAAGAAAUCCUUCACAUACGAUGACGGUGGUUUCCAAUCCAGUCCUAGUCCCAAAGGCUGGACAGGUCCCAGCCGUUCCCCCUACGAAACUCGCUAUGAAAACCCUCGCUACGAAAGCUCUCGUUCCCCCCAAACCCCAGAAGAAGUCCCCCGAAGCUGGCAAUCAUCCAACCUCCGCGCGAGAGUGUCUUCGCAAGACAUGCGUUAUGGGUAUAUCUCGGGUGCGGGUGCAGGUGCAGGCGCAGACGGGUAUUAUCCUGCGCGGCCUGUUCAUACGCAUCAUGAAGUGUCUGAGGGGGAGUAUGAUGAGGACCUCGAUGAUGAUGCUGAUGCUGAGUGGAGGGACUAUGAUGAGCGCCAGACGAGGAGGAGGGAGGAAGAGUAUGAUGAGCGGGUGAUGAGGAGGAGAGAGGGGGAGUAUGAUGAGCGGAGGGUGAGGCAGCGAGAAGACAGUUUUAGGAGGAGGGUGGAGGAUGUUGCUAGGCGGGAGCAGGAGUUGAGGAGGAGGGAGGAUGAUGCGAAGAGGGAGGAGGAGGCGAAGUUAAAGGAGGAGGAGCUUAGGAGGAAGGAGGAGGAGACUAAACGCAAGGAGGAUGAGAUCAAACGCAAGGAAGAGGAAGCUAAACGCAAGGAGGAGGAAGCUAAACGCAAGGAGGAGGAUGCUAGGCGGAGACAGGAGGAGGCUGAGCGGAAGGAGGAGGAAACGCAGCGCAAAGAGGCCGAGAUCCAGAGAAAACAGGAGGAAGCGAUGAAGAAGGAGGAAGAAACCAAACGUAAAGAAGACGAAAUCAAACGCAAGGAGGCACAAGCCAAGAAGAAAGAGGAAGAAGUCAAGAAGAAGGAGGCGCAAGCCAAGAAGAGAGCGGAAGACCUCAGAAGACAGGAGGAGGAAGUAGCGCGACGGUUAGACGAGGAAGAAAGACGCGUCUCACUGGACAUCUUACGCAAAUCGCAGGAGGCGAAACGCAAGGAAGACGAAGUUCGACGCAAGGAGGAAGACGCUAGGCUCAAAGAAGAGGCGGCGCGCGCUAAAGAGGAAGAAAUCCGGAGGAAAGAAGAAGAACUUGCGCGACGGGAGGAAGAGCUGCUUCGUCGAGAGGCGGAGGCGAUCCGCAAAUCCGACGACAAGCAGAAAGUCCAACAGGAAGAAUUUCGGAAGCGCGAAGAAGAGAUAAGGCGUCAACGUGCGGAAGAAAAGAAGAGGCAGGAAAGAUGGGACUGGGAGUCCUGGGGUUAUUAUGGACCGGAGCCAAGUCGGCCCACGCCACCUCCCCAGAUGUCUACUUCUCAAUCUUCUUCGUCUUCUACAGGACCUUGGCCGAUUCCUAAUCGUAACGACCGUAGCAUGCCUGGACCGAGUCCGCCUACAGAUAAGAACAGCGCAGGAUCGACCGGAACUAGCCGUAGCAGCGCAACUUGGUCGUCCUCGACUCGGCCGAGCUCGACUGCUAGUUCGCAGCCACCGAGUACGCCUAAACCACCGACGCCGUCAGCCCAACAGAAUGCCAAAACGGCACCCGGUCCCCCUCUCACCCCCAUGUCAGAAGCCGAGUUCCACCGUCGUCAAGCUGAACAAGCUCAGCAGCGCGAGGAACAGUUCCGCCGAGAGCAAGCCAAGUUGGAGCAGGAAAGACUGUUGAAAGCUGGAAAGGCCUGGAACAAGCAAGACACCAUCAAGCUUUUCGAGCACCAUCGUGGUCAAUGGGAUAAAUUGCAGAUGCCUGGCAUGAACGGCGUGUUGAUAUGGGACGAUUUCCCGUGGCCUGUUUUCAAACGGCCUAGCGGCCCCGAUGAUGUUACGACUCCUGGCGUCACGGCUUAUAUGUUGUCGUCUCUGCAUCCUGUCGACAGGUCUAUGAAGGACCGAAUCAAGGAAAACAUCAGACGAUGGCAUCCUGAUCGGUUCGAGACGCAGCUAUUGCCGAAAGUCAAGGAGAGCGAUAGAGAUAUCGUUCGAGAAGCUGCUGGUACUGUAGUGAGGACGCUGAACGAUCUUUUACGCUCAAGCACUCAAGAGUUUUCUUGAGAUAUACGGACUCUUUCAUAUGUAUGAUACCCCCUCUCAAUCAUUUGUACGCAUGGAUAACAUCUUAUGACACUGUGUAUAAGAAUCAUUGAAUAUCAUUCUGGUUUUUUUUUCGGGUU
Suillus paluster is the source of this 3572-nucleotide messenger RNA. RefSeq lists its product as uncharacterized. NCBI's taxonomy places the organism in Eukaryota, Fungi, Basidiomycota, Agaricomycetes, Boletales, Suillaceae. Gene Ontology annotation, biological process: endoplasmic reticulum to Golgi vesicle-mediated transport; Golgi organization. Gene Ontology annotation, molecular function: small GTPase binding. The transcript is spliced from 3 exons. The record is from RefSeq and is a predicted model, not a curated record. Bases 136 to 3453 code for a protein of 1105 amino acids. Gene Ontology annotation, cellular component: Golgi apparatus.